AUCUUAUAAUCGUACGGUCACGAUUAAAACGUUCUUGCUCCUCUACAUAAACCUCGAGCUUUCCUUCUGGGCCUCGCAGCUAAUCUUUCUCGUACUUUCUCAUAAACCUCAAUUGCCUCUUCUCCAAAUCCAGAUCUAAGCCUUUCAGCUAGCUAUGGCAACCAUCGUAGCCGUCAAGGGAAGACAGAUCUUUGACAGCCGUGGAAAUCCAACCGUCGAGGUUGAAGUGACAGUGUCAGAUGGUUAUGUUGCGAGAGCUGCAGUUCCAAGUGGUGCAUCCACUGGCAUCUAUGAGGCCCUUGAGCUUAGGGAUGGAGGCUCAGACUACCUUGGCAAAGGUGUAUCAAAGGCCGUUGGAAAUGUCAACAACAUUAUUGGCCCUGCAUUGAUUGGCAAGGACCCAACGGAGCAGACUGCUAUUGACAAUUUCAUGGUUCAACAACUUGAUGGAACUGUGAAUGAGUGGGGUUGGUGUAAACAAAAGCUUGGAGCAAAUGCUAUUCUGGCUGUAUCUCUUGCUGUCUGCAAAGCUGGGGCUCAUGUCAAGAAAGUUCCUCUGUACAAGCACAUUGCCAACAUUUCUGGAAACAAGAAGUUGGUUCUACCAGUUCCUGCCUUUAAUGUCAUCAAUGGUGGAUCCCAUGCAGGAAACAAACUUGCCAUGCAGGAGUUCAUGAUUCUUCCUGUAGGAGCUUCCUCUUUCAAAGAAGCCAUGAAGAUGGGUGUAGAAGUAUACCACCAUUUGAAAGCCGUUAUUAAAAAGAAGUAUGGCCAAGAUGCAACAAAUGUUGGUGACGAAGGUGGCUUUGCUCCGAAUAUUCAGGAGAACAAGGAAGGACUUGAAUUGCUCAAAACAGCUAUUGCUAAAGCGGGUUACACUAACGAAGUUUUUAUUGGAAUGGAUGUUGCUGCAUCUGAAUUUUAUGGAUCAGAUAAAACAUACGACCUGAACUUCAAGGAAGAGAACAAUGAUGGUUCGCAAAAGUUAUCCGGAGAUGCUCUCAAGGAUUUGUACAAGUCUUUUGUCUCUGAGUACCCAAUUGUUUCUAUUGAAGAUCCUUUCGACCAAGAUGAUUGGGAGCACUAUGCCAAGCUAACUGCUGAAAUUGGUGAAAAAGUACAAAUUGUGGGAGAUGAUCUUUUGGUCACCAACCCCAAGAGGGUUGAGAAGGCCAUCAAAGAGAAAUCUUGCAAUGCGCUUCUCCUCAAGGUUAAUCAAAUUGGAUCAGUAACUGAGAGUAUUGAGGCCGUAAAAAUGUCCAAGAGAGCAGGAUGGGGUGUCAUGGCUAGUCAUCGCAGUGGUGAGACUGAGGAUACUUUUAUUGCUGAUCUCUCAGUGGGUUUGGCCACGGGUCAAAUUAAAACUGGAGCACCAUGCAGGUCGGAGCGUCUUGCAAAAUAUAAUCAGCUCCUUCGAAUUGAGGAAGAGCUUGGCGCAGAAGCAGUUUAUGCUGGAGCAAGCUUCCGCAAGCCCGUUGAACCCUACUAGAGUUUUGAGAGUUGGAUGAUAGUUUGCAAGCCUGUUGAACUCUACUAGAAUUUUGAGAGUUGGAUGAUAGUUUGUUCUGAUUUCGGAUCUCCCUUUUUUGCCUCUGUGAAAUAAGUUCUUGAACAUUUUAUCAAAAGUGGCCUUUGUUGAGCUUAUUCCUCUGAUUGUGACGAGGGAGAGCUCAAUACAAAUCCGAUUAGCCCAAAAUCCAGAAAAACUCGGGCGAGCCCAAAAAUAAAAUAGGAGCGUAAGUAGGGUUGGUAAAAUUAUGUCAUGUUCGGGAUGAUUGAACUUGUUCGACUCAAAUUAAAUGAAGUUUGAAAA
This is a messenger RNA of Tripterygium wilfordii, 1813 nucleotides long. Its product is annotated as enolase. Gene Ontology annotation, cellular component: phosphopyruvate hydratase complex. NCBI's taxonomy places the organism in Eukaryota, Viridiplantae, Streptophyta, Magnoliopsida, Celastrales, Celastraceae. The record is from RefSeq and is a predicted model, not a curated record. Gene Ontology annotation, biological process: glycolytic process. The transcript is spliced from 17 exons. Bases 155 to 1489 code for a protein of 444 amino acids. Gene Ontology annotation, molecular function: magnesium ion binding; phosphopyruvate hydratase activity.